AGAACAAGGACGCUGGACCGACAGGAAGAGGCGCAGAGGGGGAAAAAACAAGAUGGCAGCAGGUUCAGAUCACGGGCUGAGAAGGAUAGUUUGGAAAAGAAUAAAAGACACAAUAAUUACAGACUGCAGAAAAUCUGAAGUAUGGAAGAUCUUGAUUCUGGAUCCCUUCACCACCAAGCUGCUCUCGUCAUGCUGCAAAAUGUCAGAUCUGAUGUCAGAGAAAAUAACAAUUGUGGAGGACCUGUACAAAAGCAGAGAACCUGUUCUAGAAAUGAAGGCCAUCUACUUCAUGACACCAACUGCUAAGUGUGUGGAGGCCUUCAUAGCUGACUUCAAGCCCAAACCUAAAUACAAAGCAGCCUAUGUUUAUUUCACUGACUACUGCCCCGAUGAACUGUUCAACGACAUGAAGCUGUACUGUGCCAAGUACAUACGUGUCUGUAAGGAAAUAAACAUGUCCUUCAUGCCACAAGAGGCACAAGUGUUCACAUGUGAUAAUCCGGAGGCUUUCCAAAGCAUCUACAGUCCCCACUGUCAGGACAAGAAAAAGAAGACGCUGGUGACACUCGCUGACCAACUCGUCACUCUGUGUGCCACUUUGGACGAGUACCCAGGGGUCAGAUACAAGAAAGACAGCAACAUGGAGAAUGCCAAAACUCUUGCAGAACUGGUUGACAGUAAGUUGGCAAGACACUAUGAGAUGGAUGACAGUGGUAAGAAAAAGGGAAAGACCCAGGCCCAGCUGCUGAUAGUGGAAAGAGGUUUUGACCCUGUGAGUCCAAUCCUGCAUGAACUGACCUACCAGGCCAUGGCCUACGACCUCGUUGAUAUCCAGAGCGACACGUACACGUACAAGUCCAAAGACGGCGCAGAGAAGCAAGCCCUGCUGAACGAGGACGACAUGCUCUGGGUUAAGCUCAGGCACAAGCACAUCGCUGAGGUCUCAGAACAAAUCCCCAAGAUGGUGAAAGAAAUAUCUGCGAGCAAGAAACAGCCGGAUGGAAAGAUCACAAUUAGCAAUUUGGCCCAAAUGAUGAAGAAGAUGCCUUCAUUCCGUAAACAGAUGACUGAGAAAGCUGUUCAUCUGCAGUUGGCUGAGGACUGCAUGAAACACUUUUCAAACAAUGUGGAGAAACUCUGUAAAGCUGAACAGGACCUAGCAGUAGGUUCAGAUGUGGAUGGGCAGAAGGUGAAAGAUCCCAUGAGGACUCUGCUGCCGGUUCUGCUCCACCCUUACAGUACCCACGACAAGAUCAGAGCGGUGCUGCUCUACAUCUUCAGCCUCAAUGGAACAACAGAUGAGAACUUGAGCAAACUUAUCCAGCAUGUGAAGAUUGAGGACCAACGAGAGUAUAUCCUGAACUGGAAAGAACUGGGCGUCCCUAUAAUUACGUCGUCUAGUAUCUUCAAUCGCAAACCAUCCCGACGGGAUCGCUCCCAGGAGGAGAAGUACAACCUGUCAAGAUGGGUUCCUGUCAUAAAAGACGUGAUGGAGGAUGCUGUGGAGAACAAACUGGAAACCAGAGAGUGGCCACACCAGUCGGAGUGUCCUGCUGCCUGGAAUGGCUCUGGGGCUGUCAGUGCCCGCCAGAAGCACAAAGCCAGCGCUCAGGACGAACGCCGGACUGGCUCACGUCUCAUCAUCUUUGUUAUUGGAGGAAUCACUUACUCUGAGAUGCGCUCUGCCUACGAGGUCACCCAGGCAGUGAAGUCCUGCGAGGUCAUCAUAGGGUCUUCACACAUUUUGACUCCCACCAGUCUCUUGGAUGACAUCAAGGUCCUGAGCAAAGGCCCGACGGAAAUCUUUACCAUAGAUGAAAGGAGCAACGCCUGAGAGGUUUUUCCCUCUACGUAACACCUCCCUAAACUUCCCCCGUUUUCCGACAUCUCAUAUCGCUCAGCACAGUGCACUCAACUCAACUUCCUGAUGGAAUACUGAAGGGAAUUUACAUUGUACUCAUCUGUUUGUCUUUUUAAGCCUAAUGCACAUUUAUUUGUAGGCAUGAGGACACACAUUCUUUUAACUUGGUCUUUUUACGUAGCAGAUUUUCUCCUGACAGCACUAUGGCCUGCCUAUGAUGUGCUCAGCAUUGACAUAUGAUGACACUGUUCAUAUUAAAAGUCUAUUGACCUCAUCCUACUGAGAGGAUUUCAUGUAAAAAGAUGUCUAACCUGCCCACGUGUGUUUGCUUUUGUUACAUAUUGAACGGCUUCUGAGAAACUUUUGGAGGCAGAACGGUGGUGGAAAGUAGCACAAAGCUGAUGUAUAUACUGUACUUAAGCACUGACUCCCUGCUAUGCUAUUUUGACUUUUUCAGUCACUUCUCUUUGUAAUCACAUAAUGUAAUUUGAAGAGUGUUUUUAACAUAUUUGCGUUUUUCUUGAAUUGAACAACUGACUAAUAAAUGGAUGAAGUGGUUCAAA
Acanthochromis polyacanthus (spiny chromis) is the source of this 2424-nucleotide messenger RNA. RefSeq names its product syntaxin binding protein 3 (gene stxbp3). Gene Ontology annotation, molecular function: syntaxin binding. The coding region runs from base 53 to 1834 and encodes 593 amino acids. The record is from RefSeq and is a predicted model, not a curated record. Gene Ontology annotation, cellular component: plasma membrane; secretory granule. The transcript is spliced from 19 exons. Gene Ontology annotation, biological process: neurotransmitter secretion; vesicle-mediated transport; intracellular protein transport. Lineage: Eukaryota; Metazoa; Chordata; Actinopteri; Pomacentridae.